Molecule: messenger RNA, 2810 nt
Organism: Sinocyclocheilus rhinocerous
Lineage: Eukaryota; Metazoa; Chordata; Actinopteri; Cypriniformes; Cyprinidae
Product: cyclin-dependent kinase 16-like
Exons: 12
Coding region: 364-1425 (353 amino acids)
Biological process (GO): protein phosphorylation
Cellular component (GO): cytoplasm; nucleus
Molecular function (GO): cyclin-dependent protein serine/threonine kinase activity; ATP binding
Source: RefSeq, a predicted model, not a curated record
UCUAUUCGCAGCUGCUCUAUCGCUUCCAUGAUCCACUCCAGUCCGGAUUUGGAAAGGAAAGGAACAGCUGCUGUAACGUUUUAGCAAUUUCAGGGGAGAAGGAGCAUUGGUGAGACAUGCGGGGUCUAGUGGAGUCGCUCCAGCAGCAUUGGAGACUGGACAAACAGCAGCAGCAGGAGUAGAGGAUCAUGGCCGAGGACUAUUGGGAGAGCGCGGCUGCUUUGGGAUAGUAUUACUGCUGUUAAGAUUACACGAGCAACACACACUCAUUUACACAAGCUCACACGGAUCUCAACUCCACGGGGCGGUUGAACAGUGGCAGCCCCUCCACCCCCCUCAUCUCGGCCCCCCAUACCCCCACUGAUGGACCGCAUGAGGAAGAUCAAACGGCAGCUGUCCUUGACGCUGCGAGGGGGGAACAGUGGGGGCAAGACCUUGAGCGAGACCAUCAGCUCUCAGGACACAGGAGCACACAGUGAUUCCGAGGCCAUGCCAGUUGGCGGCAGUGGUGGUCUGCGGGGUUCAGUGAGAGGUUCGGGGGGUUCCUUCAGCAUGCACUCCCUCCUGCAGUCCUACAGCAGCGCCCUGCGCAGACCACGCACCCUGGGACGCAGUCUCAGCUCCUAUCUCAACCACACCACGCGCCUCGAAAUCGUCCAUGAGGAUGUAAAAAUGGGUUCAGAUGGAGAAAGUGAUCAGGCUUCGGCCACAUCCUCUGAUGAGGUGCACAGUCCCGUCCGAGUUCGUCUGAGAAACAACCCCGGUCGCAAAAUUUCCACAGAGGACAUAAACAAACGUCUGUCUCUGCCUGCCGAUAUCAGGCUUCCUGAUGGCUACCUGGAGAAAUUCAGCCUCAACAGCCCCCUGUUUGACAAACCACUCAGCCGGAGAUUACGCAGAGUAUCGCUGUCCGAGAUUGGAUUUGGGAAGUUGGAGACGUAUGUAAAACUGGAUAAACUAGGAGAGGGCACCUACGCUACAGUAUAUAAAGGCCGCAGUAAGUUGACGGAUAACCUGGUGGCUCUGAAAGAGAUCCGUUUGGAGCACGAGGAAGGAGCUCCGUGCACUGCCAUUAGAGAAGUGUCUCUGCUGAAGGACCUGAAACACGCCAAUAUUGUGACUCUUCAUGACAUCAUCCACACUCAGAAGUCUCUUACACUCGUGUUCGAGUACUUGUUGGACAAUGAUGGAGUUGAGCUUCUGUCGAAACUGCUGCAGUUUGAGGGGAAGAAACGGAUCGCAGCAGAGGAAGCCAUGAGACACCCAUACUUCCACUGCCUGGGAGAGAGAAUUCUCACACUGCCAGACACUACAUCAAUAUUUGCACUUCAAGAAGUUCAGCUGGAGAAGGAGCCUGGAAUGAGGACGAAUACUCUGUCAGAAUCAGUCAACAGCAUAUCUCAACGGCAGAGUCUGCUCUUCUGAGGGCACGUGGGGCAGCUCGGGACAGGGAAGACGGAAAAGAUAAACGGGGAGGACGCGUCGAGACGUUUCCUGUCGUGAAGAUGAAGGGGAUAUCUGUUUUUCAUUUCUCCGUCUGAGUCAUUGGCUAGUCCUGUGGCAUUAUGUGUUUAGAAGGGGUCACUGUAGUUGUUUACAUGGAGAGGCUGAGGAUGUUGAUUUGUGUAUUUGGAAUAAUGCACUUCCCCUUCCCUGUUCACAUUACAAACAUGUUCUUCCUGUUUUGCUGUACCUUCUCGACACGGUUGCUUCAAUCCAGCCGCUGUACUCAACCAAUCAGACGCAGAAUGUUAUUGGAUGACCUGACUCUUCAUCCUUUGACUGAAACAAAUCAGCCUGGUUUCUUUGCAAUACUUCUCAAUUGUAAUGUAAAAGGAAGGCCAGUUUAUGAAGGAACGUGUCAUGAAUGCUGUUAAUAUCCAGAAGCCAAGUCACUCUAGUCUUCCAGAAAAUGGUCCCCUUCAUUAGUGUCAUCAGCCCUCCCAUCCAAAGACGAACAUUUAGUACUAUGCCAACACAAUGGUUAUUUGUAUUCAUUAGAACAUUGACGACAUGUCAACUUUUGUUUUUGUUUGCAAAAGCAUUUCACUUUUAAGUUGUUGUUUACAUGUUUUUUGCCAUGCAAUACAGGUUGAUAAUCUAGAAAACGGUUUCACCAAAGACCCCCAUGCCAUCUCUCUAUCCCUUUUGGUUUGACUUAUGAGCUUCCAUUUCCAUCGUGAUGUUCAAGUGAACCCUCGAUUAGCUACACUGUGUCAAGGACAAAUUAUUUGUGCAAAGCAACUUAGAACGUUUGAGUUGCAUUGAGGAAAGCCUCCGAUAAUCUCGACGCAGCCUUGUUGAUAGUUCUUCCAUUACUGCAGCUCUUACGGCUGUCACUCUGGUUGAAAACUGAGCUGAUUUCUAUGUCGGUUCAGUCAGGGCGAUGAGAACUCAUAAUGGGAUGCCCGGGCACAUGCGGAGAACCGGUCGAAUUGUAUAGGGCUCAGGUUUCUGACACUCUGCAGAACAGCUGAGUGCGGUGGAUAAUGUUCUGCAUCUCGGCUCGGUUGUUCAUACUCCGCAGGUUUUGGAGCGCAUUGGUGUCGCGUAACACACCGCAGAUUCAAAACGCUACCGUCCCUUGCCGUGUGCGAUUCAGGGCCUCUCUGCACAAUGUCUGCGAUUAUACAGUCCCACAAAUGUGAUUAUUGGGUGAAUCUCUGGAAAAAAGAAAAAAAAAAGAGUCAAGGUGAUAUUUCACCCCGAAAGUACGAGAAAAAUAAUACAUUUGAUUUAUUAUAAAGUAGCCAAUUUUUUAGGACUAUUAAUCUCUUUUUUUUUGCAUUGUGACAUCAUCAGCAAUUAGU